AUGCAUCUCCAAAUCUUCAAUAUAUACAGACCCCCUAGAGAUAGUGCCAAGUUAAAAAUUGAUCAUAUUUUUGCAGCUGUUGAAAAUGCGCCUUCAGUUUUAUGCGGAGAUUUCAACGCCCAUCUCAUUAUCUGGAAUGAUCCAACCUCUAACUCUGUGAACAGAACAUGCAGAACAGGACAAUACCUAGCUCACUUGCUCCACAGUUUCCCGAAUGUAUCUCUGCUCAACUCAAAGACUCAGACCCAUAUUAGCCACCUCCUCUCAUCCCUAGAAUUAAUUGAUGAAUGGUCUUCCACUUACACUCCAGCCGAAGAUCUAGAUUCUCUAGAAGCAGAUAUUGUAAAAGCCAUUCACGAUGUUGCCAAUGUUUCCAUACCAGUCAUCACAUCAAUCCCAUAUACACGGAAAAAUAAAUGGUUCCACAAUGAUAGAAUUAGAGAACUAAAGCAUCGUCUUCUACAACUCAGGAAAGCUCUCAAGCAACAUCCUUCUCCCACCCUGCUUGAAAAUUAUAGAGCUGCCAUACGUUUAAUAAAAGCAGAGAUCCGCGAAAUCAGGUCAAAAGCCUGGUUACAAUGGUGCGAAUUCAUCAAUGCCCACACAUCUCUUCAAUAUUUGUGGAAGAAGAUCAACAUUGCUGCAGGUAAAUAUAAGAAACAACCAUGCCAUCCUCACGCACAAGAAAUUGCUGAAGACCUGAUCAAAACUUUCAAAGAAAGAGGUGAUUCCAACAUGCUUUCUCCUUCAACCAUAGGAAAACUCACCUCUUUAAAACCUGAAAGACUGGAGAAUAUCACAUUAUCAAUAAACAAAGUUUCCGAGACUGAUAAACCCUUUGCCUUAAAUGAGAUGCAAGCUGCAAUAAAAUCAGGUAUAGACACCGCUCCAGGGAUAGAUAAAAUAUCUUACUCCAUGAUUAAACAUCUCGGUCCUCAAGCUACACAACUAUUGCUGCUUCUAUUCAACAAAUCAUUAGAAGCCGGCCUCCUUCAUAAAGCUUGGAAAGUUUCAGAUAUUCAACCCAUUCCAAAAGCAGGAGCUGAAAAAGCUUUCCGUACAAUAUCUCUCCUUUCCUGCCAUAGCAAGACCAUGGAAAAAGCCAUCUUAAGAAGGCUGAGAUUCUUGACUCCCCGCCGACACAAACACUCUUUCGCCUACUGCAAAGGGUUUGGAACCAGAGACAAUCCUGCCACAGUAUACAGCCUCACAGAUGGUAAGGAUUCCAUUAUCGUGUUUAUCGACCUUGAAAAGGCCUUUGAGCUUGCAAACAGGGAAGCCAUCAGCAGCACUCAAGAGGAAUAA
Penaeus chinensis is the source of this 1305-nucleotide messenger RNA. RefSeq lists its product as uncharacterized. The transcript has 2 exons. Bases 1 to 1305 code for a protein of 434 amino acids. Gene Ontology annotation, molecular function: catalytic activity. The record is from RefSeq and is a predicted model, not a curated record. NCBI's taxonomy places the organism in Eukaryota, Metazoa, Arthropoda, Malacostraca, Decapoda, Penaeidae.